ACAGACUGAUAUAGUCUAUACACGCAUAUAUGUAAUGGACCAGAGUGAAGUGGGAAUUUGAAUAUGUAAUUGUAAAUUGCUGCUUCGUAUCACACUGGCGGUUCUCCCGUCAUUAUCGCAUGCUAACCUCCUACACGAUUGAAACAGCGUUAACACAGCUCAUUGCUAUGCUGUUGGUAUGUCUGCAGCGCGCACGCGGAUAAACGGCGGGUGUCUCCGUCCUUUCCCUGCGCGGAGAUUCUGAAGAAGCGUUUCUUCAAAUCCUCUUCCUUCGCAUGCGCCCUUCCUUUACGAGGCGUUUUCUGUCGAGAGCUGGGGUACUAACGCAGUUAGAGGAGGGAGAGCAAUACUUAUCUUCUUUAAAAAAAGAUACAAAAAAAAUCAAAAAGAGUUUAUUUGUAAUAUUAAUAUAAGCAAUUACUGGACGUUUCCUUUUAGCUGGCAGGGAGUUUUUGGGGGAGUUGGAGAAGAAUUUUCUAAGAAAAAAAAAAAAACAGAACAAAACCAGAUCCUGUCAGACUGCUUCUGCAACGUUUUGAUACAGAGACGUCUCGCAUGAGUCGUGUCUGCUGGACCAGGUGCUGGAUCUGAUUAUGAGCGAGAGUCAGACCCACUCCAACAGCCUUUUCCUGAACGAAGACGCAGACAAGUGCCGGAUCCCUGAGAGCCGUGUGCAGCGCUUCCAGAAGGCCAUGCAGAAGCAGGCGACCCGAGCUCAGAAGAGGAUGAGCUCCAUCACGAGAGAGAGCGUCAGGAACUUCCUCAAGAGGAACGCCUUCGUGCUCCUCACUGUGGCGGCCGUCGUGCUGGGCAUCAUAUUAGGCUUCGGUCUGCGCCGGUACGACAUGUCCCUGCGGGAGAUUAAGUAUUUCUCCUUCCCCGGAGAGCUGCUGAUGAGGAUGCUGCAGAUGCUGGUCCUGCCUCUCAUUGUUUCCAGUCUUGUGAGCGGGAUGUCUUCUCUGGACAGCAGAGCGUCGGGGAAGAUGGGGGUGCGAGCCGUGGUUUAUUACAUGGUGACCACCUUCAUCGCCGUGUUCAUUGGCAUCGUCAUGGUGAUGAUUAUCCGGCCUGGCAGGGGGCACAGGGACAGCUCCGUCCCGACGGAGAGCAAGAUAGAGCAGAUCCAAGCUGUGGACGCCUUCCUGGACCUCAUCCGGAAUAUGUUCCCUCCAAACCUGGUGGAAGCUUGUUUCAAGCAGUACAAGACCCAGUAUAUCAAGAGGCUUGUCAAGAGGAACGUCAGGACAGCCGUGAAUUUCACCGAUGCCACAAACGCCACCGAGUCACCCAUCCUGGCCAAUGUCACCCAGGCCAUCCAGACCCUGCAGGAGACCAUCACAAUGGAGGAGGCGGUGCCUGGGCCAGGCUCCUCCAAUGGGGUGAAUGCGCUGGGGCUGGUGGCGUUCUCCAUGUGCUUCGGCCUGGUAAUUGGGAAAAUGAAACAGAAAGGCCAGGCGCUGCUGGAGUUCUUUGACUGUCUCAAUGAGGCCAUUAUGAGACUGGUGGCAAUCAUCAUAUGGUACGCUCCUGUGGGGAUCAUGUUCCUGAUCUCUGGGAAGGUCCUGGAGAUGAAGGAUUUGGCUCAGAUGGGCGGGCAGCUGGGGAUGUACACCGUCACGGUGAUCGUGGGGCUGCUGAUCCACGCCUUGUUUGUGCUUCCACUGCUCUACUUCAUCGUCACGCGCAAGAACCCCUACCUGUUCAUCGGGGGGCUGCUGCAAGCCCUCAUCACUGCCCUGGGGACAUCAUCAAGCUCAGCGACGCUCCCCAUCACUUUCCGCUGCCUGGAGGAGAAUAACAAAGUGGACAAGCGCGUGACGAGGUUCGUCCUGCCCGUGGGCGCGACCAUCAACAUGGACGGCACAGCGCUCUAUGAGGCUGUGGCCGCCAUCUUCAUCGCUCAGGUCAACCACAUGGAGCUCAACUUCGGACAGAUCAUAACCAUCAGUAUCACGGCAACAGCAGCCAGCAUUGGGGCCGCGGGGAUCCCUCAAGCUGGUCUGGUAACCAUGGUGAUCGUAUUGACAUCGGUGGGGCUGCCGACUGAGGACAUCACCCUGAUCCUCGCGGUGGAUUGGUUCCUGGACCGCCUGAGGACCACCACUAACGUCCUGGGGGACUCGCUCGGAGCCGGUAUCGUAGAGCACCUCUCCCGGGAAGAACUGCAGACCCAGGACAUCGAGAUCGGCAACUCGGUCAUCGAGGAGAACGAGAAGCCUUACCAGCUGAUCUGCCAGGACAGCGACACCCAGAAACACCGCAACAGCGAGACCAUGAUGUGAUGCUCUGUCUCCGGGGAGCAGCAACACCCAGCCCCUGUCAGAAACAAGCAGAACAACAGCCAACACACUGUGCCUGUCCGACAGAUCCCGGAUUCCCCACAGGGGCUGGCCUGUGGCUGAUCAUUCUGCUCCAUGUCCUUAAGUAUUAAAAUCAUUGUUGCGUACGCAUUUUAAAACUGCAGUAAAAUUAAAAUCCGUUCUCAACGUCUUAAAUAACAUAACGAAGGACCCGGGUAGAAAGAGACUGGAAUGGAUUGAAACCUGCAAGCUAGUGUCCCUGGUCCGGUGUUUUUAUAUCCUUGCUGUACUCAAGGAAAUGAACCUCCUGCAAAGGGAAGGGCUGUGUUUUAAAUGGGAUCCAGGCGUUGCCGUCCUGUUUCUGUCCCUGUUUCAUUCGCUGGUCUUUCUAGUGCACCCCGACACAAACAUCAUUAUUGUGGAUCUACCUCGUAAAUAUUCAAAGUGUUCCUUUUUGUAUAUUUGCUUGGCUGCCUUGAUUUUAAAAAAUGCUUUUACUGCUGAGAUGUUUAGACGGCACAUACCAGAAUCAUCUGACAAUAGCGUUUUAAACAAGUGAUGAAAAUGAUACUCCCUCGACCGUGGUUAGAGGCUCCAAGGGUCGAAUGGGGGAAUUUACCGUGAGACCAAUGGAGUACCUGGCCAUGGUCAUGGUGAAUUAUUUUGUUUUUUUUUUCUAUUUAGAAGUAUCUCUUUACUGUAGUAGACGCACUGUUAAAAUAAGUUAGAGCAAGUUUGCCAUCUAGUGGACAUUCAAAGGUAUUGUAAUGAUUUUGUGUGCAGCAGUUUGUUUUGUCAAAAACACUGCAAAAGAGGACGAAUAUAUUACUUCUGCUUUAGUUCAUCACUUUAUAUCUUUAUAAAACCCAAAAUAUUUGACUUUUUGAGCCGAGGGAAGAAUUAACUAAAAUCACACAAUUUUACUUGAUACAUUGGAUUUCUUCCUGUGGUUUUUCAGAUGUUUUCUUUACAAUGUACUCUAUAUGGUUUACUGUAAUAGAAAAAAAAAACUGUACUUCUGUAGUGUCUAAAAAGUUUAUUCUAUUGCCCUUGAUAUAUUUUAAAACGAUCUCUUCAAAAUGAAGUGUUACAUGACUCCUAAUUCAUUACUGUUCUGUUCCAUUAAGAAAAAUAUAUCUAUUGCUUUUACAUUGCAGAAGUGAGGUUGCAAUGCUGUGUUUGAAGCUGAAUGUUGCAUUCUGUGCAUUACUGAAGCUGAAUGUUGCAUUCUGUGCAUUACUGCUCUGCCUCUAUCUGAAGAGUAAUAGAGCCUUUUAUCUGUUACUUUAAGUGCUGGUUUGAGCCUCUCUUUGAAGUGGUUUUGUUAAAAGGAGCGUUUUGCUUUUUUGAACCGCUAAGUUUAAGACUAGAGUCAUUGUUUCAGUGAAUGUCCUUGUUCCUUCUCUUACAUGACGAAGGCGAUGCUGCAGUCCUAUCUUAUCAGGCCUGCAAUGUUUUCCUGAAUUGCAUGAUUGACGGCACUUGUGUUUUCGACAGAUCCUAUUUAGUAAUUUUAAUAGAUUUGUAUUGGUAUUGUGUAACAAUUUCCUGAAGUAGUUUUGGAUGUAUGGUUGAAUAUCUACGUGUAUAUAUCUAUAUACAUUGUAUAUAGCACAAAGACAUGUUGUAGAUGCGUUCUAUUUAAGGCACCAAGGGCAGCUUGUAUUGCUGUUGAUCAUAUAUACCUGCUUAUCAAUUAGGCUUCUUUUAAAUGGCAUGCUUACUGCUGUAUAAAGAGGGCUGUUUACCUACAAAAGUCAUUUCUCCAGUCCCAGGAUUAGCAACUUAAAACAUGCUCUGCUUUGGGUUUCUCGUCUCCGCAUCCUGUUUACAGGGUCAUCUGCAAACCGUUUGAUUAUUUAAUUGAUGAACAGACAUCUGUUUGAUUUUGAAAAAGUAAAUUACUACACAUUUUUUUUCAAUAUUUUCCUUCUACCAGCACAGGACCAAAAUCAUACAUAUAAACUACUGUUAUUUAUUUAUUUAUUUAUUUAUUUAUUUAUUUAUUUGUGUGAGUGUUUAACUUAUUUUGAGUGAAAUGGCAUUGCAGUUACACGUGUCAGCAUGUGAUUGCAUUUCACCAGUCGUUGAUUGUUUGUGAUGUGCAACGUCUGUCACUGUUUUCAGUUUCACAGCACAAGGAUGACUAGCAGCCAGGAUGUGACAUGGGGCUUGUUUGUGGAGACACUGGGCAAGGUGUUGCAAAGCAGACUCGUGGUUUAGUUGUGUGGGGGUGCGUGGAUGUAGUAAUGAAAUCGAGGGUAGCCUGUACUAAUGAAGGGAUUAUGUGGGCUAUAAAGAAGGCUGAUGGGCAAUGCUCCUAGUCAUGAGUGGAUUAUUUUUCCUAAUCCACUUAUUUACUCAGUAGGGUGGGGGUUCCUACAGUAUACAUAGUACAGGGGCUGCAUCCUGUGCAGACUAGCUAUGGGCGUAAAAGCAAUACACUCCCUGAGGAAAUAACAUCAUAGAAAACAAACAUAUCAACUUUGUAACAAACUGCUAAAUAUGGCCAGUGGCAUGCAGUGACUGUCUACCCAGUAUCUACAGUGACCAAAACCAACAUUUCAAAUUCCUGAUGCGAACGUUUCCCAUUUAAAUUGUAGUAAAUUGCCUUAUUAAUUAUUUAUCAAAAGGGACACUUUAGCGUGGGUUAAGCGCAACCAGCAGAGAACAUUACAUCCAUAUUUGUUUUAAAAUACAUUUAUGGAAUGAGAAUAUUGAACCUGUUUCUGUAACUAUGGCAACAAAGGCUGCUGCACCUCGAUUAUAAAAACACCAUUUUUUAAAAUGUCUUCCUGAUUUAAUUCGUCUGCAGUAGCAGGCAGUAUGGUAGUUCUCUCUUGCACACCAGGGUUACUGUUUAGAGCUGAAAGACCUUCAGGAUUUGGAUCUACAAGGUUCACUUGCCUGGGUUCUCCCGAUCUCCACACCUGAGCUGUCUGUUUUGAGGAAGCUUAAUAAAUACAUGAUAUAUGUGGCACAUUUGUGUUUAUAACCAGUUGGCAUGUUUUGAAAAAAGGUUUCUUUGUUUCAGAAGUGUUCUGAAGCUAGACAUUAGAGGAGGGUAUUGACUAUUUGUUUUGUUGGUUUUACUAUUUUGGGGUUCCACACGGGUCUAUAUGACUUUGAGUUUUAAAUUGUAUUAUUAAGUGUCAAUGUUACUAUGUGGAGUGAAAAUAAAUGACAAUAAAUGGCUUUGAACUUAUUGCUG
Acipenser ruthenus (sterlet) is the source of this 5511-nucleotide messenger RNA. RefSeq names its product excitatory amino acid transporter 1-like. Gene Ontology annotation, cellular component: plasma membrane. NCBI's taxonomy places the organism in Eukaryota, Metazoa, Chordata, Actinopteri, Acipenseriformes, Acipenseridae. The transcript has 10 exons. The record is from RefSeq and is a predicted model, not a curated record. Gene Ontology annotation, molecular function: L-glutamate transmembrane transporter activity; neutral L-amino acid transmembrane transporter activity; glutamate:sodium symporter activity. Bases 594 to 2282 code for a protein of 562 amino acids. Gene Ontology annotation, biological process: L-glutamate transmembrane transport.